UGGCUACAUCUUAGUACUCGUUCGAUUUUAGCCAGGGAAUGCCCUCGGGCUGUAGCCCCGAGCAGGUUCGAUGGUUGGUUCGAUGGUUGGACUCGACCGCCUGUCGUGCUGAACCGAUACGCUAUCGUUUCGGUGUUGGGCUCGCCGUCACUUACACAAUUGCCAUGACUUGCUUCUUCAACGCGUGCACCAACCCCCGGUUGCCCAACGGGACGCAGUGCGCCUUCCACAAGAGCCGCCGCCCGUGCAUCGAGCCCGGCUGCCACAACCAAGUGUUUGCGCGCUCGCGCUGCGUGCGCCACGGCGGCAAGCGGCGCUGCUCCGUGAGCGAGUGCACCGCCAACGCGCGCCUCCACGGCGUCUGCUCGCGUCACGGCGCCGCCCGCGGCAAGCCCAACUGCUCAACUGACAACUGCGCUAGCAUCGCGCACCGCAAUGGCAAGUGCAUCCGCCACGGCGGUGGCCGGCCGUGCCACUUUCCUGACUGCAAAACGCACGCACGGAGCGGCGGGUAUUGCUGGCGCCACCGCCCCGCCACGCCAUACGCGUUCCCAGCUAACAAGACGCUGCACGUGGGUCUAAGUGCUGUCAAGGAAGAGCUCCUCGACGCCUCGAUUCUGGACGCUGUGCUGGCGACGAUGGACGCUGUCGAGCCGUUUGCAUGGCUGUUGCAAGUGUAAGCGAUCAACAUGAACACUGUACUAUAACCUCACA
This is a messenger RNA of Saprolegnia diclina VS20, 714 nucleotides long. RefSeq lists its product as hypothetical. The coding region runs from base 39 to 680 and encodes 213 amino acids. Lineage: Eukaryota; Oomycota; Saprolegniomycetes; Saprolegniales; Saprolegniaceae. The transcript has a single exon. The record is from RefSeq and is a predicted model, not a curated record.